This is a messenger RNA of Toxotes jaculatrix (banded archerfish), 1553 nucleotides long. RefSeq names its product 5-hydroxytryptamine receptor 3A-like. Gene Ontology annotation, cellular component: membrane; synapse; neuron projection. Gene Ontology annotation, biological process: chemical synaptic transmission; nervous system process; monoatomic ion transmembrane transport. Bases 1 to 1350 code for a protein of 449 amino acids. Lineage: Eukaryota; Metazoa; Chordata; Actinopteri; Toxotidae. Gene Ontology annotation, molecular function: neurotransmitter receptor activity; transmembrane signaling receptor activity; extracellular ligand-gated monoatomic ion channel activity. The record is from RefSeq and is a predicted model, not a curated record. The transcript has 10 exons.
AUGUCGCGAAAGCGUCUUGAUGUUUUCUCUGUAGAUGGGGUGUCGUCCGCGGGUAACUGCAGUUAUUAUGAUGUUUUAAAGCACCUGAACUUGAACCAUCAAAAUCUGAUGUUUUCCGUGACCCGGCCUGUUAAUAACCACACAACGCCCACGCAGGUACACCUGGAUCUUCUGCUCCAUGCCAUUCUAGAGGUGAAAGAGAAGGACCAGAUAUUUGUUCCUUACGUCUGGGUCACCAUGUGGUGGAAGAAUGACUUCAUUGAUUGGAAACCUGAUGAAUUUUGUGGUAUUACCACUGUGUCCGUUCCUAACGAAAUGAUGUGGAAGCCAGAUCUCACUAUUGAAGAGAUGACAGAGAAGGACAAGGCCGCACCUAGUCCUUAUCUUGCCAUUACAAAUGAAGGUAAUGUUGAACUUACAAACGACCAGGUGUUGGUCAGCAUCUGCAAGAUGCGCAUUUACAAAUUCCCCUUCGACACUCAGAGCUGCAGCCUCACCUUCAAGUCUGCCAUACACUCUGUUGAGGAAAUGGAGCUUAUUCAGUAUGGCAACUCUUCAAUGGCCACAAAGGAAUCUCGCGAGGUGAUGCGGUCCCACUCUGAGUGGCUGUUUAUCAACAUAACAGUCACCAGCAAAGUUGAUAACCAUUAUAAAAUUAAUCAAAGCUUAGUCAUUUACACCAUCAACAUGAAGAGGAGGUCGGCCCUCUACGUCAUCAACUUCAUACUCCCGGUCCUGUUCUUCUUGUGUCUGGACUUGGCCUCUUUCCUUAUCUCAGACAGAGGGGGAGAGAAGCUGAGCUUUAAGGUCACUGUGCUGCUCGCUGUCACUGUGAUGCAGCUUAUUCUCAAUGAAAUCCUGCCUUCUUCGUCAGACAGAAUCCCACUCAUAGCGGUCUACUGCAUUGGGAUCUUUGCUCUGAUGAUGCUCAGCCUCCUGGAGACGAUUGUGGUGAUGUAUCUGAUGGAGAAAGACUCUGAGUCCCAAGACAACGAGACAGACAAAGACCAAAGCUACAAAUUUCACAGAGAAGUAAAUAAACUGAUCCAUUCCACUUCAGACGGCUUCGAUGUGUCUCCUGGCAAAACGCCAUCUGAACUGCUGGACAAAGAGGGCAGCAGCAGACGACUGAUGGAGGAGUUCUCUGCGUUAGAAAAGUUCUCAGAUGAGCUGAGGGAGGCGAUGAAAAUAAUGACUUUGCUCCUCAACGACAGGAAGGAAGGCGGAAAGCCCGGCUACUGGACCAGAAUGACCAAAAAGAUCAAUAGACUUUUUUUCAUUUUCUAUGUCAUAUCGGCCACUAUGUUUUUACUCUUUCUGUUUUUAACAUGGAUUGAUGCAAAAGAUUAAAAACGCCAAAUAAUGAAAUGUACUGUAGUUCCUAGAAGUUGCAAACACACAGUCACAUGAUCUAACAGGUAAUGCAUUCAUAGCCAAGGUGUAAUUGGUUGUUCAGGUAGUAUUUAGACACAUGUACACAUCUACACACGUCUGUUGCAUGUUUGUGGUUUGGAUCUAACACACAUUGUAGUAUCGGAUUAUUGUACUGGAGU